AUGCGAUCCAAAAACUUUCCAUGGCUGGCAAAGAUACUUGAAAAUAUAAGAGAACAGUUUACCCGGUCACACAGAGAACAGUUUACCUGGUCACACAGAGAAAACAGUUUACCUCGGUCACACAGAGAACAGUUUACCCCGUCACACAGAGAACAGUUUACCCCGUCACGCAGAGAACAGUUUACCCCGUCACACAGAGAAAAGUUUACCCCAUCACACAGAGAACAGUUUACCCCGUCACACAGAGAACAGUUUACCCCGUCACACAGAGAACAGUUUACCCCGUCACACAGAGAACAGUUUACCCCGUCACACAGAGAACAGUUUACCUGGUCACACAGAGAACAGUUUACCCCGUCACACAGAGAACAGUUUACCCCGUCACACAGAGAACAGUUUACCUGGUCACACAGAGAACAGUUUACCCCGUCACACAGAGAACAGUUUACCCGGUCACACAGAGAACAGUUUACCCCGUCACACAGAGAACAGUUUACCCCGUCACACAGAGAACAGUUUACCCCGUCACACAGAGAACAGUUUACCCCGUCACACAGAGAACAGUUUACCCCGUCACACAGAGAACAGUUUACCCCGUCACACAGAGAACAGUUUACCCCGUCACACAGAGAACAGUUUACCCCGUCACACAGAGAACAGUUUACCCCGUCACACAGAGAACAGUUUACCCCGUCACACAGAGAACAGUUUACCCCGUCACACACAGUUUACCCCGUCACACAGAGAACAGUUUACCCCGUCACACAGAGAACAGUUUACCCCGUCACACAGAGAACAGUUUACCCCGUCACACAGAGAACAGUUUACCCCGUCACACAGAGAACAGUUUACCCCGUCACACAGAGAACAGUUUACCCCGUCACACAGAGAACAGUUUACCCCGUCACACAGAGAACAGUUUACCCCGUCACACAGAGAACAGUUUACCCCGUCACACAGAGAACUUUACCCCGUCACACACAGAACAGUUUACCCCGUCACACAGAGAACAGUUUACCCCGUCACACAGAGAACAGUUUACCCCGUCACACAGAGAACAGUUUACCCCGUCACACAGAGAACAGUUUACCUGGUCACACAGAGAACAGUUUACCCCGUCACACAGAGAACAGUUUACCUGGUCACACAGAGAACAGUUUACCCUGUCACACAGAGAACAGUUUACCUGGUCACACAGAGAACAGUUUACCCGGUCACACAGAGAACAGUUUACCCCGUCACACAGAGAACAGUGUACCCCGUCACACAGAGAACAGUUUACCUGGUCACACAGAGAACAGUUUACCCCGUCACACAGAACAGUUUACCCCGUCACACAGAGAACAGUUUACCUGGUCACACAGAGAACAGUUUACCCCGUCACACAGAGAACAGUUUACCCCGUCACACAGAGAACAGUUUACCCCGUCACACAGAGAACAGUUUACCCCGUCAGAGAACAGUUUACCCCAUCACACAGAGAACAGUUUACCCCGUCACACAGAGAACAGUUUACCCCAUCACACAGAGAACAGUUUACCCCGUCACAUAAGCUAA
Procambarus clarkii (red swamp crayfish) is the source of this 1557-nucleotide messenger RNA. The record is from RefSeq and is a predicted model, not a curated record. Lineage: Eukaryota; Metazoa; Arthropoda; Malacostraca; Decapoda; Cambaridae.